UCAGAGGCUUCUGACAGCAUCACACAGGGACAAAAGCAAAGUGUGCUCAAAACAGAAGCCACAGCUCCUCCUGCUGCAUUUCGUUUCUAGACGUGUUAAUCUAAGAGGAAACAAGAUGUGCAAAGGACUUGCAGGUCUGCCAGCUUCUUGCUUGAGGAGUGCAAAAGAUAUGAAGCACCGGCUAGGUUUCCUGCUACAGAAGUCUGAUUCCUGUGAACAUAAUUCCUCCCACAGCAAAAAGGAUAAAGUUGUCAUUUGCCAGAGGGUAAGCCAAGAAGAAGUCAAGAAAUGGGCUGAAUCCUUGGAAAACCUGAUUAGCCAUGAAUGUGGGUUGGCAGCUUUCAAAGCUUUCUUGAAGUCUGAAUACAGUGAGGAGAACAUUGAUUUCUGGAUCAGCUGUGAAGAGUACAAGAAAAUCAAAUCACCCUCCAAACUAAGUCCUAAGGCCAAAAAGAUCUAUAAUGAGUUCAUCUCAGUCCAGGCAACAAAAGAGGUGAACCUGGAUGCAGGCACCAGAGAGGAGACAAGCCGAAACAUGUUGGAGCCUACAAUAACCUGCUUUGAUGAGGCCCAGAAGAAGAUUUUCAACUUGAUGGAGAAGGAUUCCUACCGCCGCUUCCUCAAGUCCCGAUUCUAUCUUGAUUUGGCCAACCCUUCCAGCUGUGGGUCAGAGAAGCAGAGAGGAACCAAGAGUUCUGCAGACUGUGCUUCUCUUGUCUCCCAAUGUGCCUAAUUC
This is a messenger RNA of Orycteropus afer afer, 736 nucleotides long. It is a transcript of the gene RGS4, whose product is annotated as regulator of G protein signaling 4. NCBI's taxonomy places the organism in Eukaryota, Metazoa, Chordata, Mammalia, Tubulidentata, Orycteropodidae. The record is from RefSeq and is a predicted model, not a curated record.